Culex pipiens pallens (northern house mosquito) is the source of this 3133-nucleotide messenger RNA. RefSeq lists its product as uncharacterized. Lineage: Eukaryota; Metazoa; Arthropoda; Insecta; Diptera; Culicidae. The record is from RefSeq and is a predicted model, not a curated record. The coding region runs from base 1348 to 2850 and encodes 500 amino acids. The transcript has a single exon.
GAUGCCGAAGAUUUCACCAAGAAAUUCGCAGUUUGAAGCAGUGUGCGCAACCCCACCCCUGCGCCACUGACAGAACGGCGCUGCCAACUUGACAGAACAACAACAACGGCGCGACGACGAGAGUUCGCGCGCAACGAACACGAAAACCGAACGGAAAGUGCGCGCCAAAGCAAGUCGCACGAAGGAUCGCGUAGAGAACAGAUCGUAAUCCUGUAAAUAUCAUCGGAAAUACAAGUUUAGUGCUAGUGAAAAACUGUGUUUUCGUCCCGGAAUUGAACUCCCAAAAGAAGCUUGAGUUUUUACAGUCCGCUCAAGUUGAAGGACAGUCCACCUUGUCCAAAACCGUUGCCAGGAGCCGCAACAUUUGGUCCAUUCGAACCGGACAGAGGACCCGAAAGUUCGCGAGUGAAAGUGAAGAGUGGCGGCGGACCAACCGGAUGGUCGCCAUCUUGAAAAUCUCGAUUCCGCAGAAGAAGAAGUUUGAAGUCGCGAUCAAUUCAAACACCUCGCGUGCCUCCGGAUGAGGAAAAGUUUAUCCUCCAUCUCGCGAUCGUCUCGAGUGCUCCGCGUGAAAACGUGUCGCGUGUCUGUGUCUUGCAGAACGACGGAUCGGAAGACGCUGAGGGAAGAUCAGCGAAACGCGUCAAGCGAAGCGAAGUGAGCCGGAAGUUGGUUACCGGCAGAAGAAUCAAAGUGCGUUCACUCGGCAAGGAGCAAGCAAGCGCUGCCAUCUUGCCUCAGAUAAAGUGCUAAACCGAGAUCGGAAGUGAUAGUUUAAGAAGGCGACUCCGUGGCCUGAAGAACGGCGGAAACAGUGGCGGCAAGAGCCCGCAAAAAAGCGAAAAGAUGUUCGCGUAAAAACCUGUGAGUGUGUGCGGUGAGCGUAGCGACGCCAUUUUGUUUGGUUCCCAAGCGUGGAACAUUCCAGUUCACAGUACCGCUGCGAAUUUGGCGGUCGCUCCAGCUGCACACGGUAGAAGAAGAAGCAGUGGAACGUAUCCGGCUGCAAGCGUCAGCGGGGACGAUUCCAGAUCCAGCCGCGUCGAGGCCACAGCACCGACGGAAAGGGCCUGCUGCAAGCGUCAGCAGGAGAGUUCCGGGAGGGUGGCUGCGACGAAGAAUCCCGAAGAAAAGUGUUUCGCUUAAGAGCAAGUGCGACACCCCGAAUAAAAAGUCCUGAAGUUGGCCUGCUGCAAGAGCAAGCGAGGAAGGUUUCGGAUACCGGUUGGGAAGCCGCUACCCGAGCAGAAAGUGUUUUGCUGAUGUGCUGCCGCUGUUGUGUCGCCACGAGCGCGAUCACGGCGGAACAUUGAAAUCUAGAGAUCCCAAAACUAAACACCAGAAAAGAUGAAUCCCGCUGGACAUCCGAGGUCCUCGAAGAGGUUGGCCAACAAGCGACGCCAGCUGAAGUUGAAGAUCCUGCUACUCCAAGAACGACUUUCCACCCUCGAAGAAGACCAGCAAUUGCCAUCCAUGCCGGAGUUCCGGGUGUUCGCGAAGAACAUCGAGCGAUUCUACGGUGAGUUAGAUCGAGUGCUGCGAGAAAUUGAGGAUUGCGACAGUUUUGCCGAUGAACGAGACGCCCACGACAUGGAGUGUGCGGCGAUUGAGGGGCUACUCCAAGGAGUCAACAACAAGAUUGUAGCCCUCAGUCUCGCACUGCUGUCCAAGCCCGUCCAAGCCACUGAACAGCAACAAGUCCAGCCUUUAGCAGUCUCGCAGCAGGUUGCCAUCCCAACUCCGCUUUUCACGAACGACGCUCGUGGUGAAGGAGAGUGUACUGGUGACUGCGAUGUUCCGGAGAGAACCGACCUAGCUGCAGCUGAUGCUAAGGUAUGUGCCCCUAUUCAACUCCUCUCGAGCCCAUCCAACGCAACCACAGAGCGUGGCGACCCGUUGUGCACGCGGUGCAACGGUUGCCACUUGAGUACCGACUGCUUUGUACCCAGUGAAGUACCUCUCGGACAGAGUCACGAGACGAACUCCAACCUGAAAGCCUUCCAAAGCAUGCCAGACAGUCCCGCCGAACCUGAAGUGGUUCAACACGAAGCCUCGACAAGAGUUCGAGGUGACGUCGACAUGUCCGGCGAUUCGGGCGUACCUCCUACGCUGCGGUCAGAAGAGCGGAUACGCGGUGACCUCGACGUUGGCUGGUGUCAGCCAGUGGAACUUGGUUCACUGCUACCAGCCGACGCAGAACGAGAAGACGCCAAGUCCGAUGACCCAAGGCAGGGGACAGCUGGACUGGUAGACGAAGAUCGCGAUAUCGCCACGAACCAGGCAGUGAAGGACGAGGACGCUCGAUCACUGCAACCAGCCGAAGCCGACGAAGUGAACGACGAGGACCGUUCGCUUCCGAUCAAUGCACAGCCCGUUUGCACAUCACCAGCCGUCCAAGAGGACGCAGCCACAAAGCCAAGCCACAAGAGUGAGACGUACAGCUGCCAGCUAUACAACGCCAACGUCGCACGAUCGACUGAUCGUGUCCGUGCAGCCAGAAAGUUUACGGAGAAGCUGCUGCAGUCCGUGAUCUUCACCAACAACGAGAAGCAGUCCCGUUUGGUUUGGGACCCGGGAUUGCAGCUGAGCUCUGCCUCCCGCUCAACCAUUCGACCAACCGAAGAACACCACCAGAUGGCAGCAAGCUCGGGACGAAGCAUGCGCAUCUGGUCCGAGAUCCUUAACCACCAACGAAUUCCAGCGUGGCCAGCGGCCGAUUCUCUUCUAGCGGGAUUGAUGUUAGAAGCCGAGCCUUCAACCCGGGGGGAGAAUGUUCGGCCGAUGCCGAAGAUUUCACCAAGAAAUUCGCAGUUUGAAGCAGUGUGCGCAACCCCACCCCUGCGCCACUGACAGAACGGCGCUGCCAACUUGACAGAACAACAACAACGGCGCGACGACGAGAGUUCGCGCGCAACGAACACGAAAACCGAACGGAAAGUGCGCGCCAAAGCAAGUCGCACGAAGGAUCGCGUAGAGAACAGAUCGUAAUCCUGUAAAUAUCAUCGGAAAUACAAGUUUAGUGCUAGUGAAAAACUGUGUUUUCGUCCCGGAAUUGAACUCCCAAAAGAAGCUUGAGUUUUUACAGUCCGCUCAAGUUGAAGGACAGUCCACCUUGUCCAAAACCGUUGCCAGG